UUUAUAUCUUUUAAAAAUUACGUCACAUUUAAGUUCAUGACGUAAAAAUCAUGGUGCUUUAUUAAGAUGGAAUCUAAACAUGUUCGCGACAAAAAGGGUCGAUUUACGUCUACAGGAAAAUUUCAAUGGUAUGAAAAAUUUAUUGAAAAAGUUAGAAUUCCUAGUUCGGAGAAUGAAGAGGAGAUCUGUGAAGACUGGGGAGACGGGCAAAGAAUAGUGGAAUUGAGAUAUCUAUCAGAGCAGUUAAAAUCAUGCCCAAACUGUUCAACGCCACUUCAUCUUCAUUUCUGCAAAAAAGAACGAAUCUACGGUUUGGGAAGUAUUUUAUAUAUUGAAUGUGAGAUGUGUCAAAAAGUAGUAAAGAUAUAUACUGGAAAGGAACAUCGAUCAAGUGGCACUGUCAAGGGAAUGAAAAUAUGGGACGUAAAUACGAAGUGUGGCCUAGCUAUGGAUCAUGCUGGACUAGGACCUUAUCAAGUUUCAAAUUUUCUAACCGCUCUAAAUUCACCUUCAAUUCACCCAAGCACGUUGCGGGCAAGAGAAAACGAAAUUGGCGCAACAUUGAGAAAUUAUUCAAAUGAAUCGUGCGAUGAAGCUUUAUUGGAAGAAGCAAACUUGACAUCUAAGUCCAGAGAAGAUCCUGAUGAUGAAGAUGAUACAAGUCCGAUUAAUAUUUCUUUCGAUGCUGCGUGGCAGAAACGCGGAAGCGGACGGUCGUACAAUAGUCAUUCAGCAACUGCUACGAUGAUCGGUGUGGAAACUGGUAAAAUUGUCGCAUUUGACCACAAAACCACGGACUGCAGGAAAUGUUUAUUUACCCAAACUCAUGAUCAUGAGUGUAAUAAAAAUUUCAAUGGCAGCUCAAAAGCAAUGGAAUCUGCAUUAGCUAUUGAUAUGGCUAAAUCUUUAAAAGACAGAGGGUUUAACAUUUCGAAAAUUACUAUGGAUGACGAUUCAACUACAAUUUCAAGGAUGAAAAAAACUGUAGAUCCUAAUAUAAGGAAACUAAGUGACAAAAAUCAUGUACGCAAAAAUAUUUCAAAUGCGCUUUAUAAACUUCAAGAAAAACACAAGUCGUUGUCCACAAAAACGAUCAAUUAUUUACUUAAAGAUGUUUCAUACGCAAUUUCCCAAAAUAAAGGAAAUCCAGAAGGCUUGCAAAGUAGCAUCAGAGCAAUUGUUCCACAUUCCUUUGGGGAUCACUCCCAUUGCGACUCUCAUUGGUGUGGAUACUUAAAAGACCCGUCAAAUUAUAAACACAGUUCUUUGCCCUAUGGAAAAGAUCUCUUAGGAGACAACUUGAAGAGAGACUCAGUCUCUCAGAAAUACAUCAGUCAGGUUCAUAAUCGUCACGGCUUAUCGCCCGGGAAGUUCACAAUACGACACAAUGAGAAAAUGGAUAAGAAAAGAAAGGCAGAAAAAAAUCGGGAACAGACAAAGAAAGCGAAGAGACGCCGAUUGAUGCGAAAAUCAGUACAAAUAAAAUCUACAAAAAGCAAAGAAAUUCGGGAGGGUGUCCAAUAUUCACCAUCGGUAGACUUAAUAGUUACGGAUAUUGAUUCAAUACAGACAAUCCCUGAUAAGAUGGAGCCACCUACACAGACUUGCAUUGACUUUGAAUCCGCUAAGAACGCGGAUGUGGUAGUAUUUGAUCUGGAAACUACAGGAUUCGCACAGGAGCACGAGGAGAAUGGCGAGAAUAGAUUGGCUUGCCUGUCUGAUAUGCGCGAUAUACAUAGAAACAGGCAAUACCAUUCUAAUGGCGAGAAGCAAAAAUAA
This is a messenger RNA of Saccostrea echinata, 1779 nucleotides long. RefSeq lists its product as uncharacterized. The transcript is spliced from 6 exons. The coding region runs from base 67 to 1779 and encodes 570 amino acids. The record is from RefSeq and is a predicted model, not a curated record. Lineage: Eukaryota; Metazoa; Mollusca; Bivalvia; Ostreida; Ostreidae.